Molecule: messenger RNA, 501 nt
Organism: Poecilia reticulata (guppy)
Lineage: Eukaryota; Metazoa; Chordata; Actinopteri; Cyprinodontiformes; Poeciliidae
Source: RefSeq, a predicted model, not a curated record
CUGCGUGUUUUUAAGCUGGCCCGCUCCUGGCCGACCCUCAACACGCUCAUCAAGAUCAUCGGGAACUCCAUGGGCGCCCUGGGCAACCUGACGCUGGUCCUCGCCAUCAUCGUCUUCAUCUUCGCCGUGGUGGGGAUGCAGCUGUUCGGGAAGAACUACCAGGAGUGUGUGUGUAAGAUCUCCAAGGACUGCGUCCUCCCCCGCUGGCACAUGAAGGACUUCUUCCACUCCUUCCUCAUCGUGUUCCGGGUUCUGUGCGGCGAGUGGAUCGAGACCAUGUGGGACUGCAUGGAGGUGGCGGGGCAGCCGCUCUGCAUCCUCGUCUUCAUGCUGGUCAUGGUUAUCGGAAACCUGGUGAGUCUAAAUGAAAACUCGGGGCUACAGCGGUGGGCGGUGGGUGAGGCUACAGCGGUGGGCGGGGCUAAGACGGUGGGUGAGGCUACAGCGGUGGGCGGAGCUACAGCGGUGGAUGAGGCUACAGCGGUGGGCGGAGCUAAGACG